This is a messenger RNA of Metarhizium brunneum ARSEF 3297, 414 nucleotides long. RefSeq lists its product as uncharacterized. The record is from RefSeq and is a predicted model, not a curated record. NCBI's taxonomy places the organism in Eukaryota, Fungi, Ascomycota, Sordariomycetes, Hypocreales, Clavicipitaceae.
AUGUGCACAACUCACAUUUGCCAGCGGCAGUGUGUUCGAUGCGAGGGAUGGGGCGAACGCGAUGUGAUGUUCCAUUGCAAAGAUGCCCUAAAAAAGGCCAAGGACGAAAACAAACCCCCAACGCAUGAAGGUUGUCCUCAGUGGAUAAAGUUUGGCAAGAAAUUUGAGUGUGGUGGUAUGGUGUGCAAGGGUUGCGAGAACAAAUCCCCGCCUGGACUGACUAAGAGGAGCGAUGCCCCCGACGAGGAGAAAGGAAAAGAGGUUGAGGACGAGGACGAGGAUGAGGAUGAGGAUGAGGAUGAGGGUGAGGGUGAGGGUGAGGAUGAGGAUUGCGAACAACCUAAGCUUGUCGGUUUUUUGGAGCAUUAUCGGGAUUACUUGGCUGCCAAGGCUGCCGAGGACAAAGAGAAUUAA